CCCUCCAGUCUGCACUGGGAGGCGAUGGUGUGCUGGCUCUGCGGAGCACUGCAUGCAGCACUGAGCCUCUUCUAUUCCCAUGGACUGUCUCUUUAAGAAGCCUCUCGGUGCGCAGAGGCGCUCCAGCAGCUCAUCACAUGAUUCUUCUCUUGUGACAAUCCAGACAGAAAGGAAAAGCCUCUGUGACUUCCAGCUGAGUUAGAAGACGCUGAGAUGACAGAUUACUGUUGUAUUGGGACCAAAGGACUACCGAGAUGGAGUUAAGUUAACUACAACCACAGAGAGCCGGACCAUUCCUGUCUUUAAAGUGGACAUCUGCUGGUUAUUUAGGGGUUGUUGCGCCAAAGAGGACAAAGUUGGCGCAUGGAGAGGGACGAAGUUUCAUAUUUGCGCAGCGUCUUUUCUUUUGUUUUUGUCGCCACUGCGUGUCAACCAACGUCGUAGGGCUUUUUUUUACUGACAACCCAAGCCAAGGAACCGGAGUUCAGUUUGUGUUGCUGAAGAAUUAAGUUGCAGGAGGACAGACAGCGAGACAGCGAGACAACGAGAUGGUGGACAGCAAACCUCUCCUCCAGGACAGACCUCCCGCCUACACCAGCGUCCCGGGGACUUAUGACGGCGGCCCGCAGCAGCCGCAGCAGCCGCAGCCGCAGCUCGGCUAUGGGGCCAUCCCGUCUCCGGCCCCGCCGCCGCCGUACCAGUACCCCGGCGGCCAAGGUUACCCAUCAGCCCAAAUGAAUCCCGCCAUAGCUCAGCAGCCCUACCCUGGGACAUACACCAUCAUACAACCGUCUGUAGUGGUGGUGGGGGGCUGCCCCGCCUGCAGAGUUGGUGUCCUGGAGGAUGACUUCACUUGCCUGGGGAUCCUGUGUGCCAUCUUCUUCUUCCCUCUGGGUCUCCUCUUCUGCUUCGCACUGCGUCAGAGAAGGUGUCCCAACUGUGGCGCCACCUUCGGAUAGAGGGACCAAACCGCAGCUCAUGCACCUGCUUGCGCUCUGAUACAUACACACACACACCACCCACCCACACACCCACCCACGC
Anoplopoma fimbria (sablefish) is the source of this 1041-nucleotide messenger RNA. RefSeq names its product brain protein I3 (gene bri3). Lineage: Eukaryota; Metazoa; Chordata; Actinopteri; Perciformes; Anoplopomatidae. The transcript has 3 exons. The record is from RefSeq and is a predicted model, not a curated record. Bases 549 to 959 code for a protein of 136 amino acids.